AUGUCGGAUCUUACAAUACCUUUUCUAUUUCAAAAAUCUAUUGCACUUAGUUCAUAUCGUGAUCGACAAUUUCGAGGAAGUGAAGGAGAUCAAGAUAAAAAAUUAUUAACAAGUACAACACUUUAUGUAGGCAAUUUAUCAUUUUUUACAACAGAAGAACAAAUACAUGAAUUAUUUUCACGUACUGGUGAUGUUAAACGAAUUAUAAUGGGUUUAGAUAAAACAACCAAAACACCAUGUGGAUUUUGUUUUGUUGAAUAUUAUACAAGACAAGAUGCUGAACAAGCUAUGAGAUAUAUAAAUCAAACACGGCUUGAUGAUAGAAUUAUACGAACUGAUUGGGAUGCUGGUUUUAUUGAUGGACGUCAAUAUGGUCGAGGAAGAAGUGGUGGACAAGUACGUGAUGAAUAUCGUAAAGAUUAUGAUCCAGGUCGUGGUGGAUUUGGUAAACGAUUUAAUCCAUCGAUGGAAAUGGAAAAAGGUGGUCUUGUUUAA
Messenger RNA from Rotaria sordida, 495 nucleotides. NCBI's taxonomy places the organism in Eukaryota, Metazoa, Rotifera, Eurotatoria, Philodinida, Philodinidae. The record is from the annotation of a GenBank genome assembly.